Biomphalaria glabrata is the source of this 4162-nucleotide messenger RNA. RefSeq lists its product as uncharacterized. Bases 332 to 1801 code for a protein of 489 amino acids. NCBI's taxonomy places the organism in Eukaryota, Metazoa, Mollusca, Gastropoda, Planorbidae. The record is from RefSeq and is a predicted model, not a curated record. The transcript has 2 exons.
UGUCCAUGGUUUGUCCAUCAUUGUGACUCUUAUAAGCCUGGUUGUAGAUACAAUACAAUGAGUAAUGAGAUUCAAAAUAUACGGAACGACCAAGCUUAUGAAAACUUUGAGAGUCUUCAGCCUGACAUAGUUUUCAACAUAGAAGGAAAACAAUUUAAAUUCAACAUAGAACUUACUGAUACAAUCCUUCAUUUCUUGACAACCAAUAACCAACUUGAGAGCAGUUCCGAAAUCGUUCAGUUGAUCAAUAUCUCCUCCUGAUACUUUGCACGAGUUCCUAGACACUGUCCUCGUUUCUAAUUUCCAAGAACAGCUAUUUGAUGUCAAGCUUAUGCUUGAGCUCUGGGACGCUGCCAGAGUCCUUCAGAUUCCUAGCUUAGUUCAGAAAACUGAGUUUUUUGUCGGCCAGAUGGUAUCUAGCGAUAGUUUUGAGACAGUGUACACGAAAGCCAGACAAUACCGAUCUCAUGGCGUCAUCUGCAACGUCAAAAGUUUUUUGCUUGGAAUGUUUGAGGAUGUCUACUAUAGUGGUCAGCUACGCAUAUUAACCUACGAAGAAUUGUAUUUUUUGGUCAAGAGCGAUCAGCUUCGUGUGGAAAAUGAAGACAUCGUCUUACGGUCCAUUUUCCAAUGGGUUGAACAUUUCGAAAUGAAAGUCCGCACCGAGGAAGCUGGGCAGGGCGAUCUGGAAGACUCUUCUCCGUACGGACACGGUCUGUGCAGUAACAUUUCCAAUCUGGCACUUCCUGAAGAGGCAACGUCCAAGCUCGCUAGCCUGUUACGCGCCUCAAGAUAUGGUUUGGCCAGCUUGGAAUGCCUUAAUAAUCUUUCUAAACAUCCUUUGUGUCAGAACGACAGAGAAGCAACGUUAGUCAUUACAGAUGCCAUAACCUAUAAGCAAGACAAUAGCACGCAUGGAUACAGACCUCCUUAUGCUAUUCAAAGAGCCCUUGAUCAUCCGGAUAUCCAUCAUGUUGGUGCAUUGGCUGAAAUAAAUCAAGUCAGUAUAAUGAUUCUUCAAUAUAACCAUUGGUUUAAACUUCCCAUAUGUCCACUCCAUGCAAUAAUAACCAAUCUAUUUGUUUUUGAUGAUCAGCUUUACGUUACAAGCAAAUCAAACCACGAAAGUCUAAUCUUUGUUUAUAAUAAUAAAGAGUGGAAAUUCGUUAUAGAUCUUCCUAAUAACGACUUCAUCGUUGUCGCUAAAGGAAGUUGUAUUUAUCUAAUAGACGGCACAAGCAGCAGCGUGAAUUGUGUGUCGCCGAGAGAGACCCCAGUUCUUCACAGCGAGAUCAAGUUCCCUGACAUGAUGAGAAAUCCAGAAAGUGCUUUAGACUUUGACAAAAGUAUCUUGAUUUUCUGUUCCACUGACUCUGUUGAAAGGUCGACAGUGAUUUCUUUAGAAGUGCCUCAACAUAAAUGGACUGACUGUGGACAUCUAAAAGGUUCAUCUAAAAAUUUGGUUGGUUUCAGAAAUGAAAAUAAUUACUUCAUCUUACAAAGAGAUGGAUCAUUAAGUCAAGUGCUGAGAAAUGAAGUAGACAGCAGAAUAAAUAUAAUAUUGAUUAAACGUCUGUGGUCUAUUCAGAAUUCACUUCGAGGUGCCUUCAUCCACAAGGAUUAUCUUUUCCUAUUCGGAAAUGCUCCAAUCAAGAGCUCAUGUCUUCGCGGAGUAUCAGGCCUGUUUUGGAACAUCGAGUAUUGGUAUAGAUCAGAAGACACGAGCAACUUUGUCCAGAUGUGUAUGCACGAAGAUAAUAUUUGGUGGAACAGAUGGGCCACGUUCUCCGAUGAUGAUUAAUGUGUUUGUUAUACAUCUAUCCACUUUAUUUAAAUGUAUUGUGUAUGUGUGUCCGAGAGAGUGUUUUUGUGAGGGUGGAGACAACGGCGUCACUAGGGCCGGUGUCACCUGGUGCGGUUAGCUCAGGAUGUCACCCCCUCUCCCCCCUAUUCAGCAAUCUCCACCCCACCCCCACCCCUUUUUUUUUUGUACAAAAAAACAACAACAACUAAUGUUGUUUGUUCUUUUUGUUGAGCUAAAACACAGAGUUAAUUACCAACACUCAAUGCAUGUUUCUGACAAGUGUAAAAGGAUAGCCGGUUUGUGUACAUAGAAUAUAAUGAAAAUAUUUAUAUCUAAUUCCGUGUAUUAAACACACAGUAACUGGGUAUCUGGGUAACUAGCUUUAGUGAAUUAUUUAUUUUUAAGUUGCCUGCUUUUUUUAUAUAAAAAAGUGUUUUUUUUAUUUGGGUGUCAUCCCCUGAUGGGUGUCACCCGGUGCGGACCAUUCCCCUGCACCUCCCUAGUGAUGCCACUGGGUAGGGUAUGAGCUUAACUUUAGACGUCAGCCUACCUAUAAGUAGAUAAUUACAAAAAAAACACAAUAAUUUGUUGAGCAGCUUUCCUUUUGUUUUAUUACACAAUUUUUGUCCACCUAAUAAUGUUCUAUCGGCCUUUCUUUGUCUUGAAAGUUCCAUCUGGAUCUCUUACCCCGUAGUGUGACUGAGCUUUUAGCUGUUCCUAUCAAUAAUUUUUAUACUGUUAUUAUCGUUGAUAUUGUCCCUACACUAGUGAAACAUGCUUAACUGGAUUUAAUCUCCUUUGGCAGACGUCUAGGUGGGAGGAAUUUUAAUUGGUAGAAGAAUUGUCUGAUUCCAUCGGACGCUUGGCAAAAACAAAUCAAGCUAAAUUACAAUGAAACCAAGAUAAUAAACCUUUUUUACAAAGCUUAUGCAAACUUAAUCUGUCUGUCUGUCUGGGUAGAUUCUAUUACACGUUUGUUCUCUCCCUUUCCAUUUCUCAGAUCAUGUUGAAAUUUCGCAAUAUUGAAAAUUUCAACAAUUAGUUAAUAAAUUAGAGGUAAUUAAUUAAUCUUGUUUUACAUAGAAAAAGAGGAGACAAAGCAGUAUUUCGAGAUAUGUCAGUAAAUGUGUGGUGCUUUCCCUUAUUUAAGCUUUUUGUUUAUAAAAAAAAAAAGAAUAUUGUUUUUUAUUUUUUACUUUUUGUUCUCAUUUUAACCCUCGAUCUGACCCUUGAUCUGGCCAGUGGCGUAGCAACAAUGCCAGGGAGGGAUCCAUUGCUCCCGUGCCCAUAACUAUUACUUUUAUAUAUUUGUGUGGUAGUAAAUGUAAUGAUACCUACAAGAUGACUCGAUUUGGUCAUUGGUCAAACUACUGGAGGAGGCUCAUAGCCCUAUUCUUAAACCUGAGUGUACAGGUACAUAACUAGGACACUAUUUAGGGCCCACCAUUCAUGCUUUUCAUUUUGAUUGUAAAUAACAAAGAAGAUGGACCCCUUCGAGCAAAGCCAAUGCAACAAUGAAGUCUUAAAGAAUGUUAUGAAACAUAGAAAUAAAAGAAGAAAAUAUCAAAGUGUGGGCAUGAAAUUAGUUUCGCUACUUACAGGACAUGGGGUAUGUUGGCCGUGGGGCCUCCAGUUCGAAUCCCGGUAUAGACUGGGUUCAUAAACAAACUAUAGUGGGUUCCCAGCUUACAUUUGGGAAGUUAAUACGGUUGGUUGUUGUGCUGUUAAACCAUCGGCCAUAGUAACGAACUUUACAUCUACCCCCCCCCAGUGGUGUAGCUAGGGUGUUGGAGGGGGAUCUAAAUUUGAAAAUCCCAUCGGGCCUCCACUUGAUAAAAGCUUCCAAAUGAGUGUCCCAAUUUUUUUAUUUUACAUUAAAUAUGAAUCCAGUGUCAUGUUUUCUUGCUAUUUAUGUUGUUUUGAAAAUGUGUGACCAUGCUGCAUGAAUGCAUGAGGCCACCCCCCCCCCCCGCGAUCCCAGAUCCCUUGCUACGCCACUGUCUAUGCCAAUAGAUAGCAAGGUCUGAAAGGAGUUAUACUUGGGGUACAUUCGCAGUUAACAAUAUGACUAGAGAAGAAAAUUUAAAUAGCAUUUUUAAUACACAGUUUUUAUGUUUUUAUUCAUAUUGUUAAGUACCAAAUGAUAAUUACUUCAAGUUCAAUGAAAGAUUAACACGAUAAACAUUUCUAUUAGCGGCAGAUUGUCAGCGUAAUAUGAAAUACUCCGAAAUUCUAUCUGUGGUUAAGACGCGAAGUGCUCCAAAUAAUAGAACCGCAACUUUGCGUUAUAAAGUAGAGACAUCAUUGAUAGGUUGUUUUUUUUUUAGUAAUUACAAUGUAGAGAAUAAAGAAUAUAUA